Messenger RNA from Danio aesculapii, 5646 nucleotides. It is a transcript of the gene kif3b, whose product is annotated as kinesin family member 3B. The record is from RefSeq and is a predicted model, not a curated record. Gene Ontology annotation, molecular function: microtubule binding; ATP binding; microtubule motor activity. Lineage: Eukaryota; Metazoa; Chordata; Actinopteri; Cypriniformes; Danionidae. The transcript is spliced from 9 exons. The coding region runs from base 267 to 2597 and encodes 776 amino acids. Gene Ontology annotation, biological process: microtubule-based movement.
UCCCUUUCUCUCCUCCUCACACACAGUCAUGGCUGACAGAGCUCAGGAGCAGAGACACGGGUAAUUUUACACAUAUGGACGCUUGGCGGAUUUGAGAAGUUUGUGCUUCAGAUGAAUAUGAAGGCGACGGCGGUCUUAGACCGAAUUCGCUGGUUAAAUUGGUCGGGAGAGCAGAGGCUCUGAUGCUGGCACCAUCACUGUGAAAUAAACACAGGCUCAUUCAGAGAAUCUAGCAGGUCAACUAAAGCUCUACAGAAGCUGUCAAAAUGUCUAAAAGCAAGAGCUCUGAAUCUGUUAAGGUGGUGGUGCGUUGUCGCCCCAUGAAUGAGAAAGAGCGAGUCGCUAACUUCAAUAGGGUGGUAUCUGUGGAUGUGAAGUUAGGACAAGUGGCAGUGUGCAACCCUCGAGGUGCAUCUUCCCAUGAGCACCCAAAAGUGUUCACCUUUGAUUCAGUCUAUGACUGGAAUUCAAAGCAGAUGGAGCUCUACGACGAGACCUUCCGCCCAUUAGUGGAUUCUGUACUGUUUGGCUUCAAUGGGACCAUCUUUGCGUAUGGCCAGACUGGCACUGGAAAGACUUACACAAUGGAAGGGGUACGAAAUGACCCGGAAAGAAGGGGCGUGAUUCCAAACUCAUUUGAACACAUUUUCACGCACAUCUCCCGCUCUCAGAACCAGCAAUACUUGGUCAGGGCUUCAUAUUUGGAGAUUUAUCAAGAAGAGAUCAGAGACCUUUUGUCAAAGGACCAAGCACGCCGAUUGGAACUCAAAGAACGGCCAGACACGGGAGUCUAUGUUAAAGACCUCUCUUCGUUUGUCACUAAAAGUGUUCGUGAGAUUGAGCAUGUGAUGAAUGUGGGGAACCAGAACCGCUCAGUUGGUGCAACAAACAUGAAUGAACACAGUUCUCGCUCUCAUGCCAUCUUUGUCAUCACAAUUGAGUGCAGUGAGUUAGGUCCUGAUGGAGAGAACCAUAUCCGAGUUGGGAAGCUUAACCUUGUUGACCUGGCAGGAAGUGAAAGACAGACUAAAACUGGUGCUCAAGGUGAACGCUUAAAAGAAGCCACUAAAAUCAAUCUCUCCUUGUCAGCUUUGGGAAACGUCAUCUCAGCAUUGGUGGACGGAAGAAGCACCCAUAUCCCGUACCGUGACUCUAAGCUUACAAGACUUCUUCAAGACUCCUUGGGUGGAAACGCCCGAACGGUUAUGGUGGCCAACAUUGGACCAGCUUCCUACAAUGUAGAGGAGACUCUAACCACACUACGCUAUGCAAACCGCGCCAAAAACAUCAAGAACAAACCCCGUGUCAAUGAAGACCCCAAGGAUGCCCUUCUCCGGGAGUUUCAGGAGGAGAUUGCCCGCUUGAAAGAACAGUUGGAAAAAAGGUCUGGAAGGAAGAGGAGGAGAAGGAGGAGAAGAAGGGUUGGAGAAGGAGGAGAGGAGUUUGAUGAUGGGGAAGAUGAAGAGGAUGAUGAUGAUGAUGAUGAUGAUGCUGAAGAGGAAGGAGUGGAUGCAGAUAAGAACAUUGCAGAUUAUUGGCAUGAGCAACAGGAGAAGCUGGAGAAGGAGAGGAGAGCCAUCAUGGAGGACCACAGUCUGGUGGCAGAGGAGAAACAGCGGCUGCUGAAGGAGAAGGAGAGGAAGAUGACUGACCUGCACAAAGAGAAGGAGGCAUCAGAGAUGCUGACAGCCAAAGUUAAGGCCAUGGAGAGCAAACUGCUGGUUGGAGGAAAGAACAUCGUGGACCAUACCAACGAGCAGCAGAAGGUUCUGGAGCUGAAGAGACAGGAGAUUGCAGAACAGAAAAGGCGGGAAAGGGAGAUGAAGCAGGAGAUGGAGUGUCGUGAUGAGGAGACACUGGAGCUGAAAGAGACAUACAGUUCACUGCAGCAGGAAGUUGACAUCAAGACCAAGAAACUGAAAAAGCUCUUUUCCAAGCUUCAGUCUGUGAAGUCAGAGAUUCAGGAUGCCCAGGAUGAACACGUGAAAUACAGACAGGAACUGGAACAGACUCAGAACGAACUGACCAGAGAGCUUAAACUCAAACACUUGAUCAUAGAGAACUUCAUCCCAAUGGAGGAGAAGAACAAGAUUGUGACUAGAGCCACAUUUGAUGAAGAAGAUGAUCUCUGGAAAAUGACCCCCAUCACCCGUAUUCAAAACAGUGAUCAUCAGAUGAUGAAAAGGCCUGUUUCUGCAGUGGGCUACAGACGGCCUCUGAGUCAGCAUGCCCGUAUGGCCAUGUUGAUGCGGCCUGAUGUCAGAUACAAGGCUGAGAAUAUCUUGCUGCUGGAGCUAGAUUUGCCCUCCCGGACCACAAAAGACUACGAGGGGCCAGUGAUCGCACCUAAAGUAGCUGCAGCUCUGGAGGACGCUCUGAGGGAGGAGGACGAGAUCCAGGUGGACGCCUCUGGUUUUCAUGCCAGCCUGGGCUCCAGUCCAGGCCUCAGUGCCUCAGCUGCUGGCUUUUCCAAGAAACCAAAGUCAGGCCGUCCAAAAACAGGCAAGAAGGCGAGCACUCCAACUUCAGCUCACAGCCCUCUGUCCGGCUCAGGGUCUCCUCUUUACCCACAAUCCCGAGGCCUUGUGCCAAAGUGACACCAGCCCUCUGUGAAAACCUUCACUGCCCCACACAAACUGACCUGCUUUGGCAUUAUUGUCCAGGCAUGAAACGUUGCAUUAAAGACGGUGGAGUAGAGUCUUGUUGAGUUAUUUAAACCCAUCAACUUAAUGCUUGAGCUUUCAAACUACCUUAUUUGUUGAUGUCCUAUUGACAUCCCAUUUUUAUUGCACAAAAAAUGACAUUUGGCAACCUUCAAAGUCUUACAGUUGAACAACGAAGCUUCGCAGAUGUAAGCGAAAUGUUCUAAUGUUACAUUUUUUGUGUGUGUGAGCUCAUCGAGACAGCAGAUGGUCUCGGGAUUGUGAUAUGUUAUUGUGGGGAUGUAAUUGUGUGUUUGUAUUUACGUUUUCCAAUUCUAGGAUUAACAAAUUUCUUACACGGAGAUAGCUGAGGUUGAGAUUUAUGCUGGUUCGGGCCACAAAAGCACUGUAUUGUUUGACUAGAGUGAGUAAGCACAUUACGUCAUUGGCCAUGACCCAAAACAGCCUGUAAGCCUUUCCGGAAGAAUCUCUGAGUCUCUUUGGCUAAAAACAGGUUCUUGAACAUCAUUUUCAGCGCUGUAUUCAGUAGAGGGGUUUAAAAGUCAUCACACAUUAAGAAUAUCAGGAUUCCAAGGUGCCUUAGAUUCUCAUCGAGUGUUGAAGUGGGUUUCAUGCUGGUCUGAGAGUCCCUUGACCUGAUUACUGGAUCCAGAAUUCCACGUCAAAGCUCCUGUUGAUGUUUUCUGAAAGGAACACUUCGCUUUGUUUGGAAAUAGGCUCAUUUAUGUCUCUAGAGUUAAACAGCUAAGUUUGAACAUUUUUGCAUCCAUUUAGCCUGGUCUGGUGGUAGCAUUUUUACCAUAGCUUAGCAUAAAUCAUUGAAUCGGAUUAGACCAUUAGCAUCUAGCACAAAAACAAAACAAGUUUCAAUAAUUAUUCUAUUUUAAGCUUGACUCUUCUGCAGUACAAAGACAGAAAGGAAAUUAAGUGCUAUAUUCUAAGUGAAUAGGGCUAGGAACUGUACUGACAUUUUGGAGUAACAAUCAAGAAACUUUGCUGUCAUAACUGGCACAAUGACAAUAACGCAGUGCUGUUACCUAGUUGCCUAACUGGGGACUUUUCAGGUGCUGUUUAAUAUCAUAUUGACCUAGAAAAUGGCAUCUUUAAAUUUUCCGUCAAUCUAGAACACAAGAGUCAAGUCAUCUUUUAAACAGGAAAAUAAUCCAAACAUUUUUGAGUGUGAUGCUAAUGGUCUAAUUGGAUUCAAUGAUCAAUGCUAAGCUAAGCUAAAAGUUCUCCUGAAAGAUCUGGAGAUCGGUGGAAUGGAUUCAAACAUGGUAAAACUCAACUGUUUAACUCCAGGGGACUGAAUAAAAUGAUAAAAUUUGCCUAUUUCCCCAAAAGUUGAAUGUUCUUUUAAAGCAGCGCAACAUACGCUGAAUGUGUUAUGUUGGUCAGGCUCGUGUUUAAUGUUCAAAUGUGACACGCAGACCUGUAAGCUGUGGAUGCUUGUUUCUACCAUUGAAUAGACACAGAAAAAUGGUAAUUGUGAUGUUUUAUCUUAUAAGUUCAUCUAAAAAGUAAUUUUUUAUUUAUUUUUUUUUAACUUAAGAUUGAGAGAUUAUAUUUGGCAGGUUAGAGAUAAAAACUUGCAAUUCAGUGAAAAAAAAAAGUGGAAUUGGAAGAUAUUAGCUGAGAAUUACAAGCAGUAGCUUGCAAGUAGCAAUAUUCAGAAUUGCUAGAUUAAGAACUUUUAAUUUACAACUUUCUAUUCCGUCUUUUUAUUCUGAAUUACCUGGUUGCCUUAAAUUUUUAAGAUGAAUCAAAUUAACUUUAUGAGUCCAGAGAACUUUAUAUUAUGGUAAACUGACUUAAAACAGAUUGCACAACUUAAAAAAUUAAGUUAGAACAUGAUUAACUUAGUUUAAUAAGUUACAAUGAAUUAAAAACAUAUGUUGGCAGGACUAAUCAAUUAAUCACUAUUUUGCUUUAUGCAGUUUAAAAAUAUAAAGUCAAAACUCAAAGUCAAAAAAGGUAAAUAUUAAAUCUUGAAAAGGCUUAAAAUGAAGAAUUCUGAAAAUUUUUUCCCCUUAGAGUUCCACAAAUAUUUUUCUUGCAAAUUCUCACAAUCUAGGCUCUCAAAAAUGUUGAGAAAUUAUAUAUUUUUUUCAGCUGGAUUGAGGGAAAAUUUGGCUUUUUACAUGUCAAAAAUCACAAGAAAGAAUAUUUGUUUUUGCUGUACUGAAGGGACAAUUUGAGAAUUGUGAUUCUCUGCAAACUCACAGUUAUCUUUUUUGCUGUUCUAUGGUGGAAAUGUGCUUUCAUAGUAAACGGGUUUGACUAAAGUCUUAUUUCUGUCUGUUGAACUUGACUACCCCUCCUUGAGCUAGUGAACCAUUGCCUGCUGCUACUGUAGGGUUCUGUUAGCCCUCGUGACAUAGCAUAUGGUUUAUGAGAGACAUGUUAGUAAAUAAAUCUGCAUUAUCAUUGCAGUUGUAUUAAAAUAAUAGUAAAUGCAGUCUUAUAGGAACAUUUAAGAUGCUUAACUUAUUACCAUACUAGUCGGUUUUAUAUUAAAACAAUUGUAGAUAGUUUAUAACGGUCUUAUUUUCUUUGCUUAGAUUUAUAUGGUUUAUUUUUUUGAAUAUGUAUUAUUUAAAGUUGUGUACAAAUUUAUUUUUGCAGAUGAGAUUUAAAUAUCAUUUUCACUCAAGUCACUGUUACGCCAAUCGGUAAAUGUACAGCUUUUGGAUUGUCAGAAUGUGUACUGUAAAUCCUAAUGCUGGUAUUCCCAUUGAAGUUUUUCCUCAUUUAAAUGUGCAUCAUCUAAUCAAUAUUCAUGUCAAUGUUAUUAUUGCAUACACCUCUAGUCGCUAUUAUUUUUUUUAGUUUUAGCAUGACAUUAAACAUCUAAAGCAUUUAAAGACUCAACGGAACUAUGUCUGCAGUCUAAUUCUACACGGUUAUCAUCUUCCCAUGUCAUGCAUGAUUUUAGUGCUGAUAAACAUUCACGCUGAAAACACACUUUUAAAGUUCACACAGA